AUGCUGGCGCCUUCCAGCUCGCGCGCUCGUCCUUCUUCACGUCAUGUCACUUCACGACACUUCCUCGCAACCCUCAUCCCACACCCGCAACAACCAAAAGCGAAGGAGAACAGCAGAGGCACAAGAACCAUGACCGAACCCCGCCAACGCCCCCGCGCAAAAGGCGCCCCAAUCUUCAACCAAAACGACCUCAGCGAACUCCUCUACGCCUUCGGGGACACCCCCAACCCCCUCCCUGGCACAAUCUCCAUCCUCGACGAAAUCCUCUCGGACUUCAUAAUCGAAACCUGCCACAGCGCCGCCUUAUGCGCCAGCUACUCCCGCCGACAAAAAAUAAAAGUCGACGAUUUCCGCUGGGUGUUGCGCAAAAAUCCCGCAUUACUAGGACGCGUGAAUGAGCAGUUGUUCAGGGAGAAGUAUAUUAAGACGCAGAGACGACUUGUGGAUUUUGAUGCGUAUGGGAAGGAAGGGGCGGCGGAGUUGGCGGAUUUGGCGGAGGUUGGUGGAGCUGGAGAGGAGGAUCUGAAGGGCGGGAAGGGUGCCGGAGGGAAGGGAAAGGGAAGAAAGAAGAAGAGGAAGGCGGAUGAUGAGGGAGAGGGUGGCGGGAAGAAGUUGAAGGAGUAGGUGGUUUGCGACAAAACAUUCUGGUUCGAUGAUUCGUGGGUGAGAGCAGACUGGGCAUGAUUUUAGCGAUGGCGUUGGCGUGGACGGGAAGGCAUCACGAUACCCAAAUUGGCAUUUUGGCAUGGAGUUCAUGGCGAUGUACACAUGGGCGACACGGACACCUAUCACUGUGGAUCGCCUACACAGCGAACAAGAAGAUAUCGAUAUUGCAUAGAUAUUGCAUACUCAGAAGCAGCAGCGCUGUGAUACUUUUCACUCGAAGCACCGUGGCAUCAA
Messenger RNA from Cercospora beticola, 900 nucleotides. It is a transcript of the gene TAF13, whose product is annotated as Taf13p. Gene Ontology annotation, cellular component: transcription factor TFIID complex. Gene Ontology annotation, biological process: RNA polymerase II preinitiation complex assembly; transcription by RNA polymerase II. NCBI's taxonomy places the organism in Eukaryota, Fungi, Ascomycota, Dothideomycetes, Mycosphaerellales, Mycosphaerellaceae. The record is from RefSeq and is a predicted model, not a curated record. Gene Ontology annotation, molecular function: protein heterodimerization activity.